Messenger RNA from Parasteatoda tepidariorum (common house spider), 824 nucleotides. RefSeq lists its product as uncharacterized. Lineage: Eukaryota; Metazoa; Arthropoda; Arachnida; Araneae; Theridiidae. The record is from RefSeq and is a predicted model, not a curated record.
AAACCUCCCUCAUCUUCCAGAAAAGAAAAAAAAAACAACAAGUAAAUAAAACAAAAAAAAGUCAUCUCCAUUCAACCUAUAUUCACUUUCGUUACGCUUGCCUAACUAGGAUAUGCCCAAUUUAAUCAUCUUGUUCCAGCACCAUAUAUAUAAAGGAAGAUUUCGAAAUCAUUCGAAUUUCAUUUGCAAGAAUGUCUUUGGGAUUAAUAUUACCUUUAGCGCUAUUAGUGGUUGUUAGGGCUCAAAUGCCCCAUAUGCCACCAAUGCCUAUGCCAAUGCAGCCACCACCACCUUAUAACAUGUAUGGACCUGUUAAUCCAUAUGCAGGUGGAAGUGCCACCAGUGUAAUGUAUCCUUCUGCACCACAACAAAUGCCACCACCACCUAUGUCUCCUCCAUUACCAUAUCCACCUGGAACAACCAUGUCCUACUCCUCAUCUGCAUACCCGAUUAUGUCGGCAGCAGCACCAUAUCCAACAUAUGGUGUACCACCACCUUUAAUGUAUCCUCCACCAUAUCAGACUUAUUCUGGAUCUGGACCGACAGGGGACCCAUUCACUUCUUCAUCAGGAAAUGGAAUAUUCAAUGCAAAGACUCUGAGCCAAUUGCUGGGAUUGCGAAAACGAAGAUGAUGAAUUAGAGUUUAAAACCAAAUCUUAGGGCAGGCUGGCCCCUGUCCUCUUGUUUACAACAUAUCAUUUCACCAUUUUUUGAUUACAAAUUUGUAAAUCUACAAAUGGAGAUUUAUGUAGUUUAUGAUUUAUGUAGAAAAAUUAGUGCGUUUGAAAAGUAUUUUGUGUUUUGUCUUAACCAGUUUUUAUUCA